Aspergillus costaricaensis CBS 115574 is the source of this 723-nucleotide messenger RNA. RefSeq lists its product as uncharacterized. Bases 1 to 723 code for a protein of 240 amino acids. NCBI's taxonomy places the organism in Eukaryota, Fungi, Ascomycota, Eurotiomycetes, Eurotiales, Aspergillaceae. The record is from RefSeq and is a predicted model, not a curated record. The transcript has a single exon.
AUGCGAUUCUGGUCCUGGCUUCGGGGAGAGCCCAGAUGCGAAUACUACUACAAAAAACGUCUUGAGGAGAUUAAAGAUCGAAUUGGCAAUGGCACUCCAAAAGAUCCAGUCAAGAAAUGGAUAACCGAGUACAAUGAUGAGGAAGCGCUGGGAUUUGCCAUUCUACAGCGCCAGCGUCGUCUAGAAAAUGAGAAAAAGACGGCGGGGGCGCAACAACAGCAACAACAAUUUCGGCGGCGACGGUGCAUGCGGUGUCAGUAUCAGGAGGAGAUGUGCAGUGCUUGCCAUGAAGCGACGCAGGCAGCAGAUGUCCCACCGUCCUACUUGAGCCAAUUCCCAGAAAGUCUCGAACGGGAUCUGGCCAAGCUGCGCGAAGAGCUUUGCAAGAAUCGGGCUCGCUUGGAGGCAAUAAGCCAAAAGCUGUCGGAUAGUAGGAGUUGGUGGGCCUUAUAUGCUAUGCUUCCACGCUGGCGUCGAAACGACGCUGGCCGGACGUUUAAAUGGGUUGAAGGCCGGAUGAAGUGUGCUAAUCGGGGAGGUUGCUGUGGCCGUACCUGUGGAUGCUGCGAGGAGGUUCUGUUGGAAUAUCAACGGCCAAAGUGGAGGGACUCGGGAAAGGUACGCAUCAAGGUGCAUAGUCAUUGCACGGCGGAGUGUGCUUGCUGUAUUCAAUUCUGGGGGUUCUAUACUCCCCACCCUGCUCUCCCUGCUAUAUGUUCCUAG